Messenger RNA from Closterium sp. NIES-65, 1413 nucleotides. The record is from the annotation of a GenBank genome assembly. Lineage: Eukaryota; Viridiplantae; Streptophyta; Zygnematophyceae; Desmidiales; Closteriaceae.
AUGUCGCCGCUCGUUCCGUCGUACCACCAGGUCCAGCAACAUCCGUUCCUGAAUGCGCUCGAUCCCAUGGGCUGGCCGAACAAGCGAUUAAGGACGUCCUACGCAAACAGCGCCGCGGCAGCAGAGCCCUCGCGCCGCAGUUGUGUUGCUGUCCCGAGCUUGCGCCAUGCGGACGCCGCAAGCGGAGGGCAACGCGCUGCGCCUGAGAUUGACGACUGCGCGACUGCACGUCGGGGCAAGGGAGGCGCGGACGCGUCGCCGCUUCCUUCCGUCUCUUGCCACAUCGAUCGUCUUCCCGACGAGCUCGUCGCGACCAUCUUGCGCGACGUCUUCAAGAAGGCGCAAUCGCUUUCCGACAUCGCCAGCCUGCUGCUAACAUGCCGUCGCUUCUACGACAUCUGUCGGCCUGCGUCGCACUGGUCGCUGCUGGCGUCCGCAUCAGUCGAGGCACUCCUGCCGACGGACGCGGCGCACUGGACUCCCGCAGUCCAGCGAUUCCUGCUGAGCGCCGCGACAGAGGGCAACAUCGAGGCAAUCUAUAUCGCGGGCAUGAUCUCGUUUUACUGUAUCGGAAAUCACUGGGCGGGCGCGCGCUUGCUCGCACAAGCGGCGGAGUGCGGUCACGGCCCUGCGACCUAUUCCCUCGCUAUAAUCAACUUUCACGGGAGUGGCGGAACCGCGCGGGACACAAAUCCACAGGCGGGUGUGGAUCUGUGCUGGCGGGCGGCGAAGUUGGGAUUCAUGCCCGCGUUACAAGAACUCGGACACUGUUUCGUGGACGGCUAUGGAGUUUCCCAGCGCAUUUCUCUGGGCAAGCUUCUGCUGCAGCAUGCAUCAGCAGCUAUGGAAGGCACCACAAGCACCUGUCCUCAACCAGCUGCUCGCUGGAAUGCUUACCUAAGUGUUGGGAUGGAGGAGGAAGGGGCUGAGAUGCUGCAGAGAGGGGGUGGAUUGGAUAGAGUUGUGAGACGACUGCAACAGCGGGAGACAACUGAAAAGAGCACGGAGCAGCAGGAUGAGCCGCGGUCGCCACCCCAGCAGGAGCAGCAGCAAUCGAGACACGGAAAUCUGCACCUGGAUUUGAACCAAGCAGUAGAGCCUGCAGAAGAUGGUCGAGAAGGCACCGCGUCUGCUGGGAGGGACUUGAACCAGCCUUGCUUGAACCUGCUGGUUGCUCCUCCCAGGGAUACUCUUUAUGAGCUGUUUGGAGGGGAGAGGCCCGCUGGAUGGAGUAUAGAGGAGGAUGAAGAGGAGGAGGAUGGAGAGGAUGAGGAGGAAGGGGAGGAGGAGGAGAGUGCGGAAGAGGAGGAACCUCGCGUUUCCCCGCCCUUUGCCGCCCCAUCGCAUCCACUCUUUUCUCGCCACUUGGCAUGCCAUCCGACCGCUCCCUGCAGGCCGCCGUUGCUGCGGUAG